Molecule: messenger RNA, 894 nt
Organism: Lactuca virosa
Lineage: Eukaryota; Viridiplantae; Streptophyta; Magnoliopsida; Asterales; Asteraceae
Source: the annotation of a GenBank genome assembly
AUGGGUGACUUAAUCUUGAGGAAUAAAGGACCGCAAAGGGGAAGGGAGGUAUUCAAACAAAAAGCGGAAAAGCAUAAUUGUAUCAGAAGCGGACCAAAGAGACAAUUGGCUCUUGUUGAUGAGGAUGAGGAUGAUGAGAUAUCUCAAGCUGAUAUGGAGCAAUUUGGGUUGAAAGAUGAUGUCAAUAAAGGUCAUAUUGUGCAAUGUGAAGCUCGUACCCAUAGUUAUGCACCAUUGACAUGUACUUCAUGGCACAAAGUUCCACAUAAAGAUAAGAUAUGGGAGUAUGUCUUGCGAAAAUACGAUGUGCCCGAUGAUGCUAAAACUUGGGUUCUUAGGACAAUUGGAAAUUUGUAUAAGUUCUCAAAACUAUUAGUGUUAUGGAAUAAAAAAGAUGUGGCGGCAAAAGAAAUACGCAAGUCUCUAAAAAAUAUGCACACGGCUGGUCCAAAACGUUUUGCUAGAAUUCGUGACGAGAUGAAAAAUGAAGAUCCAAACAAGGAAUUCCCAACUCUAAGUCAAAUGUUUGAACGUACACGUAAAAGGACAGAUGGGCGUGUAUAUGUCGAUACAUAUGAUGACACGGCAAAUAAAAUUGAACUAAUGAAGAAGUACGAACAUCUAGAAGACGAAAGUGAUGCCGUAGAUCCUUAUAUGAUUGUGAUGAAAAAAGAGAAUGAUGGAUACCGUCGACUUUAUGGACUUAUGGAAUCAUUCAAAGCAAAUGAAGUUGAAAGAAAUGAGUUGAUUGAAAUGCGGAAAGAGAUUCAAGAGGACCAUGAAAAAAAACAGGCCGAAUUAGAAGCUAUGCGAAUAGAUAUUAAAAACCAACAACAAAACCUUGAAGCCAUGAUGCGAAAGUUAGCGGAACAACAACCUCGAGAAGGUCGAUAG